This is a messenger RNA of Schizophyllum commune H4-8, 4689 nucleotides long. RefSeq lists its product as uncharacterized. The record is from RefSeq and is a predicted model, not a curated record. Bases 365 to 4300 code for a protein of 1311 amino acids. Lineage: Eukaryota; Fungi; Basidiomycota; Agaricomycetes; Agaricales; Schizophyllaceae. The transcript has 10 exons.
CGCCCACAUCCUUGAGCGAUAUGCAUGCGCGAUGCUUCCGCGCGGUCACCUCGCCCAUAUUACAGUAUUCCUAUGAGCGAAUUCCCUUUCACCACGGAUACCCAUAAAUUAAUGACACCCUCAUCCAGAAUUGACUCAGGUUCUUCGCGCCACGAAGACGGAGCUUCUAUCUGACAAAUGCGAUGAACUACCACAUAUCUAUCCGCCCGGCGCAUGCGAAAGGCCGUAGUGUCACUGCUCUGAGCUUCUGUUGUUCGAUGGCGAUGUGUUUUCCCUAGUAUCAUCAAGGGUGGGAACGCGGGCCUCACAGCAAGCAGCUUGUCUCCUACACCCAUCCCCUCAGCAACCCAAACGCUCGUCGACGAUGGACGAUCCGCACGAUCCGCCCGCCUCAAGCGGUAGAAAAACGUUCGGAAUUCACAAGUAUAAUCCCGAGUACUGUCUAGGUUCGGGGGCGCAGCGCGAGAACAAGCAACGCGGCUGCGAAGGCAAAUACGAGGACGACGCGCUUUACGAAGAACUCGGGGACGAUGCGCGCAUCUGGCGUGUCAUGCUGGACGAGGGUCGGAUCAACGACGCUGCGAUGCUGCAGCGCUUUCGCGACCAUCUCGACGUGGACCUCGUUUUUGCCGGUUUGUUCUCGGCCGUCGUCACGACCUUCGUCGUCCAGACAUCGCAGACGCCCCCCAAAACUGGCGACACUACCAUCGCUCUCCUACUGGAAAUGAUUGCCAUUCAGCGAGCGUGGGCAAACGACCCUCGUGUGGAUGACGUUGCCUCCUUCAGCCCUCCCCCGCCGUCGCCUAGUCCCAGUCCCUGGAUCAAUCGCUGCUGGUUCCUCAGCUUGAUCUUCAGUUUGUUAGCUGCCUUUGGCGCCGUAGUUGUCAGGCAAUGGUUGCAGGAGUACGAGAGCGACAUCGCCGGGUCUCCGAAGCGGCGCGCGCUCGUCCGCCACUUCAGACGCGUCGGCUUGGAGAACUACAAGGUCCACCUGAUUGUGCCGAUCCUCCCCAUGCUCCUGCACGUCUCGCUGCUACUGUUCUUCAUUGGACUCACUCUCUACGUGCGCCAGUCUGAUCGCUCCAUGUCGAAUGGGAUCAUCGCACUCACCGUCAUAAUACUACUUGGUAUACCUGGCGACGAAUCUCAUGCCAGUCUUUCGCCCCCAGUGUCCAUAUCGAUCCCCGCUUUCCACGGACGUGCUCGCCUCUCUCACUCUCUCAAGUCAAUCUUCUCUACCCGCGCCAAGGCGGUCAAGCUCCGACUGGAACGAGCGCACACAAUCGUUUGCGACCAAUCACGUAUCAUUUGGAAAGUACUGCAGAACGGUUGGAAGGAGGUCUUUAAGACACCCGACGCCCGUGAAUGGGAGGCCGUGCUGAACUCUACCGACACGUUGAUGCCCGACAGCCUUGACUCGAUGGUUCAGACAUCCUCAGACUUAUCCGUCAUCCCACUUGUUGUGCAGGCCGCAUCCAGUCUUCCAAUCAACCAUGCUCGUUAUGACGACCGUGCUUAUGCGGAUCCGCGCUACACCGAGCUCCUCCGUUAUCGCCUUCUUCCUUGGUUCAUCAAUGCACUGAGUACAUGCCAUACGGUCUUUGACUGGGUGCCAGGUCGAGAGAACGAACUCCAGCGUAUGGCAUGCACUCUGUUGCUCGUCCCAACUCUGCGAGAAUCUUCGAGACUUUUAACUCUGUCGUGGAAGGAAAUUGACAUGGCUCAAUAUUGCACCACACACACGGCUACAAUGGCCAAUUUGGCCACACUGAGCAUGACUCUUCUUGCUCUCGAACACCGACUCAUCAGCCUUGACUCCGAGUCGAAGCACCCUCGCGAUGAUGCACUUCUGGAAACUAUUGCCGAUGCAUAUUCAUCACUCUCCGAGACAAACUCGCUCACGGUGUUGCGUCUCCGCCCCGUGAUUUGGAGAGAAGGGUUGGAUCUCUUGGGCUGGUCGGGGCAAUCUGCAUAUAUCUUGUCGCGCUGUUCGGGGAGGUCUGCAGACAACAAAGCCUAUCUUGCGAUCGCUCUGUGGCACAGUCUGUAUUCUGAGGCACCACUUCCGAAUAACGAUGACCAAGUAAAAAAACGCCUCGCUGGAUCAUCUCGUGUUACCUUGCAAGAGUGGCUAUACCUGCAUCCGGCCUCCAAGUUCUCGCAGAAGGUGGUAUACUCCUUAUAUGGUCUUUCGUGCAGUCAGUCCUGCAAAUCGGAUAAGCAUCUGGUUCCAUACCGUGGACUACAUCGACACAUUCGCUUACACAUGAUGGGCCACGCAAUCGACGCGCACGUCAAGAUGGGUAACGUCAAGGGAGAUGCAUCCUGUGACGAUACCCUUGGCUUCCUGGUCAUUCGAUUUACUGAGGACUUGCUUCAAACUCACUUUUUUGAGCCAAUCACCUCUGCAUUGCAUAUCAUUGGAUACGCGAAAGUCUCAGCCCUGUUCAAGUCAACAUUCCUUGCUCGGGCCACUCUGCCACUCGCGAGCUGUGCAAAGGCAGUACGCUUACCCGCGACCCUCGCCGUAUCGUUGUUCUGGUUCCUGAUCAAGACCAUGGUAGCAGUUGAAAGGGCUGCCGUACGCUUCGUCCCGCUGGCAGGCUGGAGUUGCGCUGUCUCCGGCAUCUUCCGCGUGCUGAAUCGACUUACAACUGAAUAUUGUGGAGAACUAGCGAACACCCUUGGUAACGACGACGUAUCUCUCAUAGACCUCCAGCUGGUCUUUGAAAAAAUCAUGGAGGAUCCCAGGCUUGCCGUUCUGGACCUUCCAGACGCUUUAGCAGCAUCUUUAACCACACAGCUCAGCAAAGUGACAGAUCUGACACCAUCCGACUGGUUUGCAGAAAAUAUGACAUGGUGCCUAUAUUUGGACGUCCUCUGUGCCGCGCGUGCCAACACAAAACAACUCGACAGGAAGUUUCCUGAUGCAUCGCGCAAGUUGCACUCGACGUUGUCAGGACUGAAAACGCGGAGAAUUGAGUUCACUCGGAAGCUCGACGCCGGUUUGUAUCGUAUUCCACUCGCCGUGUCCUUGGCGCUCAGGAGCGCGCAUGGUCAAAGCGUGCUAGCAGAGUGGGUAGAUGAUUUGCCCAGCCUAUUACAGGACCCGAGGUCUGGGUUGAAGGUUCCGGGUCCGUCAGACUCGACUCUUAGAGAAUGCUCUCAUCACUUCACUAAUAAGCCAUACACGCAAAAUGGCUACCCCCACGAAGAUUGGCACAAGGAUGAUCGGUGGCACAUAUCCGAGAUGGUCACCUUCGAAGAAGCUGUCGAACGGAUGCAGAAGGCCGCCGCUGAGCCCGCCGCGGUACACCCACAUAACGCACAAAGAAGCUGGCUAAGUGAUGACUCUGAGUCUGUCAUUGACGACUCUGCUAGCGAGUAUGACAGUCUCGAUGGUCAAGGAGACGCCGAACAUACGCAGAGCCAGAUCAUCGCCCGACUCAGAGCCCUCGGCGCGUGGAUACUCCCCCCAAUAAAGGGUGCUCGCGCACGUAUAUGUGCGCCUGUCCUUGCCGUCAUUCGAAAACCCUCUCAAAUGACGGUACGUGCAACAGCGAGCAUGCCCUGUCCUCUUCGUCGCGGUGAGAGCGACCGUCGUCCGUCGUCCAUGGUGCUCGACGAUAUAGAGAGCGGCCGCGCAGGCCUAGCGGUGGCGGACCGAAAUGGAGGUGGCUCUCCCAUCUCGGUCAGUCAGCCGGUAGGACGCGAGGACGGCGACGCAGGCCUGGCGACGAUGGAGCAUGGCGGCCGCGAGUCGCUCAUACGAGCGGGGGAGUCGGAGGAAGGACAGGGUGGCAUGCGCGCUCGGGACGGCGGGCGGAGCCGGGACGGCGAGCAAGGUCAGGACAGCGAGCAGAGUCGGACGCGAGAGACGGUGGAGGGAAUGAGCGCGCCCAUGGAUGCGGAAGACGGAGGGACGACCAGCGCGAGCGAGGUUCCUGAUGCCGGACAAUGCGGCGAGCGGCGGCGAGGCGAUGAACAGGGGCGGGUCGACAAGCAGGAUGAGGACGACGAGCAGGAUCAUGACGGCGAGCAGGAUCAUGACGGCGAGAAGGGGAGCUGGGACGGCAAGCAGGGUCAGGGCGGCGAGCACGGACGGAAUGAUGAACACGGACAGGAUGGCGAGCAUCCUCAGGACGGCGCGCAGGAUCGGGACGGCGCGCAGGAUCGACGCGACGAGCAGGAUCGGGACGGCGAGCAGAGCCAGGACGACGAGAUGACGCACGUCCAGUCACGAGACACGGAGGUGGAAAUUCGUGCGCGCGAGGACGCGGGCUAUGAAGGCGGGGACUAGGGCUGACGAGCGCGGGGACUAGCGCUGGCAAGCGCGGGGACUAGCGCUGGCGAGGCCGCUGGGUAGUAACCCUCAGGAGGACGCUGGGGAGUACCGCCCUCGAGGACGCUGGAGAGCAGCGCCCGCAGGCGGCGCCAGUGGAAGAGCUGCAAUAGGCGAUGAGCAUGAGUUUAAUUUAACGACAGACUGGAAGAUACAUACACGAUGGAUUGGAAGAUAUAUACACGACGGACUGAAAGAUACAUACACGACAGACCCGUAUCCGCGUACGACGCUUGAACAUUGCGACUCUUUCUCGAGCUACAUACGAGCUUGCGCCCUAGUACUGCAUCUUGUCCUGUAAAUUCCCGAGUUACUGCGUUUCUGGCCGUCCGCGCCUUCGUCGCUAG